Molecule: messenger RNA, 612 nt
Organism: Seminavis robusta
Lineage: Eukaryota; Bacillariophyta; Bacillariophyceae; Naviculales; Naviculaceae
Source: the annotation of a GenBank genome assembly
AUGAAGACAUCAGUACCCACCACAAGAGCCGCCACAGUCAUCAUCUGCCCAGGCAAUGGAUGCACCAACGUUAAAAGAUCCAAUUGGUACGGUGAAUUCCACACCCAACUGCAAGAGCUAAAGAUACCCAGUGUUUGUGAAAACUUUCCAGAUCCCCAUCGAGCCCGUCGUGCCAAAUGGAUCCCCUUUAUCCGUGCCAAGGCAGAAGAAACCGAGGAUCCUUCCAACAUUAUUCUCGUCGGUCAUAGCUCGGGAGCACAAGCGGCACUGCGAUAUGCCGAGCAGUAUCCCCUCAAGGCGGUCGUCUUGGUGUCCGCCACAUAUACCGAUUUGGGCGAUGCCGGGGAACGGGCGUCGGGAUAUUACCCGCAGACGAAUGCCGAUGGAGGGGAGGUUACCAAUCCCUAUCUGUUUGACCAAAUGAAACAGAACUGUCCCAUUUGGUAUCAAUUUCAUUCCGAUGAUGAUCCCUUCAUUCCCUUGCACGAGGCCGAGCAAAUAAGAGAUGGUCUCGGCUUGACGGAUACAUACAAGAUGCUGCCAGGACGAUCUCAUUUCUUUGAAGGAUUCCCCGAACUUCGAGAGCUGUUUGUGUCGUCCGCUUUUAUGUAG